AUGGCGCACAGUCAAAAUGUCGGUGUCAUCGAACCUGAUGCCGAUCCAGACGAGGGAUAUGAUACCAUGAGCGUAGCAUCAGAUCUGACCUCCUUGAAAUCGUCUGUGAUGAAUUAUGAAUAUGAGAAUGGUCGCCGGUAUCACGCCUAUCAAGCCGGCAAGUAUAUGCUUCCGAAUGAUGACAAAGAGCAAGAACGGUUAGACAUUCUUCAUCAUGUCUUUCGCUUGACCUUGGGUGGUGCACUCUGCCGGACCGCCCCAGAUUUGCAUAAUCCUGGUACUAUACUGGACAUUGGGACCGGAACAGGCAUCUGGGCCAUCGACAUGGGUGAUGAAUAUCCUUCAGCAGAAAUCAUAGGCACAGAUCUUUCACCGAUACAGCCCAGCUGGAUACCACCAAAUGUGCGAUUCCAGAUUGACGACGCCACUCAGGAAUGGGCUUUCCCUCCAGAGUCUUUCGAUUUCAUCCAUGCUCGUGGUAUGGCUGGUAGUAUUCGAGACUGGCCGGAACUGUUACGGCAAGCAUAUAUACAUCUAAAGCCUGGUGGACGUAUUGAGCUGUCAGAAGGACGUCCACACAUGUGCUGUGAUGACAACACGUACUCUGAGCAGUCGGCGACGUAUCGAUGGGUGUCCGAGUUUUACAAGAUAUCUCGAGGUGCCGGUCUUGAGUUUGAUAUGUUUCCGCAAUACGCAGGUCUUCUCGAAGCAGCCGGGUUCGUCAACGUCAAAACUCAUGAAGAACCGACUCCUAUCGGUACGUGGCCCAAGAACAAACGAUUGAAGCAGAUCGGGUUGUUCUUCGAACUUCAGUUCCUGGAAGGUGCCGUCGAUGGAUAUUCCCUAGCACUCUUCACUCGCCUUGGAGGGUGGAGCGAAGCGGAAACGCAAGUGCUCCUGGCCCAAGUACGAGCAGAAACCAAGAGUAAAAAGAUGCACUUGUAUACUCACUCUUCAUAUGCUACAGCGCAAAAGCCUUCGGCUGCUUGA
Messenger RNA from Exophiala viscosa, 990 nucleotides. Its product is annotated as S-adenosyl-L-methionine-dependent methyltransferase. Bases 1 to 990 code for a protein of 329 amino acids. The transcript has 8 exons. Gene Ontology annotation, molecular function: methyltransferase activity. The record is from RefSeq and is a predicted model, not a curated record. NCBI's taxonomy places the organism in Eukaryota, Fungi, Ascomycota, Eurotiomycetes, Chaetothyriales, Herpotrichiellaceae.